UACACAUAGCAUUCUUGUACAAUUUGUGCUUCUGGCCAAACGUAGUGAUCAUGGAUUCAGCUGCUUAAGGUGAUUGAUGCUGAUAAAAGAUGAAAAAAGACUGAUUAUUUUGGAUCAAAGUUGAUCUUCAGAGGCUCAAAAGUUUAAUCAUGACUUCGAUGUCACAUCUUACAGAUGAAGAGAGAAACUUCGCCAGAUUUUUCUUUCUCAACUUUAAAGUAUCACCCGACAUUGUCAGGCGAUUUUUUGACGGAGUGUUUCCGCCAAAAGUCUUAGCUCAAACUAUUAACAGUAAUGUGUGUGCCAUCAUCAAAUUACACAACAAACAUAGAAUCAAUGCGGUCCAAUUAGAAAUAUUAAAGGGUGUAACAGGAACGAUAUGGCCACCCUCACUUCCUUCGACGUCAGUUGGAACAAAAGCUACCUCGUCUAAGGACUUUGAUCUGACAAUGAUGAUAUGUCUGCUGCGCAAUCUAGGAGGUUUAUCCUCGCCCUGCAAUGGGUGGGAUCAACUUCCGCUUCCGAAUGAUACGUCAUCGGGAGCUGACUUGGCUACACUGAAAUGGUACAGAAAUCAGUUGGCCCAUACGACAGUUAUUACUAUGGAUAACAAUGAAUUCACAGAAAAGUGGUCUCAAGUCGAAAAGGCAUUAACAUCUUUAAAUAAAAGUCAAAGACCACCCGAGGUCACUGAAAUCUUGAAUUACGAUCUUGAUGGAGAGCAAGCAAAAAUAUUAGCAAACACAGAACUGAGGCAACUAAAAAAACAAUACAUGGAUUGUGAAAAGGAAAAAGAGCAAAUAGAAAGUGAUUUAGCUUAUUACAGGGAAGGAAAUCUUCCGAAAAACAUUGCAGAUGUGAAUGCAACAUUGGUGGAAACAUGGCUAAAAGAUGACACAAGUUUUUAUGAGACAAAGGGAUCAGAACUUGUUUAUGAUAAAGUAAAGGAUUGUAGCUGUACUUUGGUGACAUCCAAUUCAGGAUUAGGAAAGACAGCCACCAUCAGACAUAUCGCAUUAAAAUUUAAACGUGAAGGCUUUGAAAUUGUUCCCGUAGAGUCCCCAAAGGAUAUAAUCAAAUACAGGACAAAACAAAAACAAGUGUUUCUUAUUGAUGAUGUUCUUGGUAAAUACGAUUUGAGUCCGACACUGUUGGAUAAAUGGGAAAGAAUGAACGAAAAGCUAAUAAGCUGCCUGGAAACAAAGUUCGGUUCAAACAAACUAUUGUGUACACUGAGAUCACAAAUAGCAGUCCAUAAAAGAUUUAAAAACGCAUUGACAAUUUUAAACAAAGAAGUCAUAAAUUUAGAGCGCGAGUCUAAUGCCCUUUCAAACGAGGAAAAGGAGAAAAUAUUUAUUGAACAUCUUAAGAAAAAUAACUUAGAAAAGGAAAUUAAAACAGGUGAGGUAGAGAUAAUUUGUAAAACGAAUUAUGCAUUUCCUCUUCUUUGCAGAUUGGUUUCAAUUGACGAGGAAAGAUUCAGAAAAAGAAUUGCAUUCUUUAGGCAACCAUUAUCACUGUUAAGGAAUGAAAUUGAUAGAAUAAGUAAUGAAAAUAAGAAGCUAUACUGCAUUUUGGUGAUAUGUAUGUUGUAUAAUGGUUUAUUGAGUAAAAGUAUAUUUGAUAUUGACUCAGAUGAAUACGAUGCGAAAAUACACCGAAUAAUGCAAACUUGCGGACUUCAAAGAAACAUGCAUAAAACAGAACUUAAAGAUAGCGCUCUUUCUGCAGUAGGAUCUUAUCUAACCAAGGACAUUUAUAAUUUCCGGUUUAUUCACGAUGCUCUUGAAGAGAUUACAGGCUGUCAUUUCUAUGCGUUUGAUCCCAGAGUAAUGUUUUCGGACUGUGAUAUCUUCUUUAUUAGAGAUCGAGACAGAGUUCAUGCCAAUGAAAACAUGAUUGAAAAUGGUGAUGAAAAUAUUGUGAUUAUUAGGGAAGAUGAAUUGAAUAGUCUUACACCUUUAUAUACGAGAUUGUGGACUGAAUUAAGCAAUGGGAGAUUUUCAAGUGUGUUGAUGAGUCACCUUUUUAAGAAUAAAAAUUUUGUUCGUAUAUUUGGAACACAUUUUGAAGAUAAUCAGAGCAUACUGGGAUCAAUAAAUACUUUUUUAAAGAUUGUAAGUUCCGAGCGGAGAGAGAGUGGCGACCAGUCAGUCUUUAACAAGUUUUUAAAGAUUCUAUCCAAUGAUGAAUUACAAGAUAAAAAAGAUGCCAUUAGUCGAGUUAUAGAGGCUAUACCUUUCAGAAGUACACUUAUGUACUGGAUUGUAGCUUUUGGCUGCUAUGAAUUCUUUCAAUAUGCUUGGAGUAAGAUUACAACUUUAGAUCGUAAUUGGAUGUUGGCUAGCGAUUAUAUUUUCCUACCCCCAGUAAAACCCUUCUUUCCCCUGGCUGUUCUGGGUGGAAGCUUAGAUAUUGUAACAGAACUAAUUCGUUCCGGUGCAGAUGUUAACUGCUUUUCCGAAUUUUGGGAAACACCUUUAUAUAUAGCAGUUAAAUCAGGCCGGUAUGAUAUGGUACACUUACUGGUGAGAAAUGAAGCACAGGUAAACCUUAGAGGAUGGUUUACAAUGAAUAUCCCAAUUGCGGUUACUUCAAACAAACACGAAUUAAAUAGUUUGAUUCUUGAAUAUGAUUCGAACAAAACAGAGUUUCAUGAAGCUGUCCGACAUAACGACUUAAAACAUUUGAGAUCAAAUAUUCGAUCAGAGAAUAUUGAUUCUAAAACAAAAAGCGGAUGGACAGUCCUACAUUACGCUGUAUUAUUAAAAAAUUUAGAAGCUGUGAAGGUUUUGUUCCAUGAAGAACUGCCCCAAAACGAAGAUUCCAAUUUUGACUUGACGCAAGUUGACCAAGGAGAAUUUGUGUGUAGAAAGCGGACACCUAAAGUAAGCAUACCUGACAAUAAUGGACUAACUGCUGUCCAUCUAGCAGUUAUUACAAAUAAUAUCGAUAUACUAUCUAUUUUGCUUCGUAAUAAAGCUGAAGUAAAGGUUCGUGAUGUAUUUGAUAGAACCCCUUUACAUUACAUAACGAGUGAAAGUGCAACAAAAACAUUGCUCACUCAUACCUCUCGGAACCAGCGCAUAGAGACUAAUCGAAACGUAGGGGAGGAUAUAGAGUAUACAAAUUCACCGAUACCAUCUUUCGGGGUCAUGUGUUUUAAUAUCACUCUAAAAACUUCUUUCAGAAAUGUUUUUCGUGACUGUGUAAACAUGCCAGACUGGGAGGGUAAUACCCCCUUACAUUCUGUUAUUAAGAGGCGCCUUCUAAAAGAGGAAAGCAGUAUUUGUAUAGAAACGUUGCUGGAAUAUGGCGCAAAUCCGUAUUUACUUAAUGACAGUAACACUUCAGCAUUAGAGUUAAUCAAAAGCAGUUGUGAUACAGCCAAAUACAUAAACAAUAGUGAAAAAUAUAGACAAUCAAUUGAGACGACUUAUAAAGUUUUUGCUUUAGUCAUGUUCUUCUUAAUGGGAGUGACUUUUGGCCUAACUAUAUAUCUUUCCUCUGUUAUUAGAAAGGAAAGUCAAAAUGCAUUUUUUUGCGUUAGCCAUGCCAAAGAAUCUGGUAGUAUAUCCUUGGUGCAGGUGACGAGAAGCAUAAACGUUGUAUUACUCACUUUUGUACUUCUUUGGAUAUUAUCAAUAACGUUUUACAUGAGGUAUUCAGAUAUCAUUCGGCGAUUUUUAUUUUUGUUUUUUGUAUUAAUACUAUUAGGGGGUAUUUUAUUCAUAUUAUUUGGUGCGUUUGCAUACAUUCAAAUCAUAUACCAGUUUAUGUAUUCAAUGUUUUACGGUGUUAUUUUGUGUUCGAUACUUAUAAAAAUGUUGUUUGUUUUAAAAAAUGUAGCAUUAGCAUCAGUAAAUUUAAAAACAGGGAAUAUACAUUUUCUAAUGUAUUUAUUCAUUCCAAUCAUUUUUAUUUUCUUACUGUUUGUUUUAUCUAUUACAUCUAGUGAUAACCAACAAUUCGACAAUUUCUAUACCAUGAACAAUAUAAAUACACUGAACAUAGCAGCUCCAAAUUGUACAGAAUUUAGUACUGUAAAUAUCUCAUGUAAAAGUUUAACUUAUAAUAAUACUUAUAAAAAUGGUGUCGAUUUCUCUGUACAGUGUAGUAUUGUGCCAAAUGUUACAGGUUUUAAUGGUACACAUGGAACACUUACAGUGGAAUCAGGAGUAAUAGACUUGUCAGAAAUAGGACUCAUGUCUUUGUUUUGUUUGAAUCUUUCGUUACAUGCAACAUGUGCUUAUAGUUUUUUAAACAGUAUGUUUGUAGUAUUUGUUAAGAAAAUACUCAGAGGGAAUUUCGAUAAAAUGAUCCCGUUUAUGAAUGGACUGGCAGUGAUGUUUUUAUAUGUAGAUAUAUUGUGUCAAUUUAUGUUUGUAUUUGUGAAUUAGUUUGAGAGAAUGUUGUAGAAAAUAAAUAAAAA
This is a messenger RNA of Mytilus californianus (California mussel), 4432 nucleotides long. RefSeq lists its product as uncharacterized. The record is from RefSeq and is a predicted model, not a curated record. The coding region runs from base 150 to 4400 and encodes 1416 amino acids. The transcript is spliced from 5 exons. Gene Ontology annotation, molecular function: protein binding. Lineage: Eukaryota; Metazoa; Mollusca; Bivalvia; Mytilida; Mytilidae.